Messenger RNA from Lolium rigidum, 1168 nucleotides. RefSeq names its product exocyst complex component SEC3A-like. The record is from RefSeq and is a predicted model, not a curated record. NCBI's taxonomy places the organism in Eukaryota, Viridiplantae, Streptophyta, Magnoliopsida, Poales, Poaceae. The transcript has 13 exons. Gene Ontology annotation, molecular function: phosphatidylinositol-4,5-bisphosphate binding. The coding region runs from base 13 to 1101 and encodes 362 amino acids. Gene Ontology annotation, biological process: exocytosis; Golgi to plasma membrane transport. Gene Ontology annotation, cellular component: plasma membrane; exocyst.
GCGUACUCCAAGAUGAUUACUGUAUUUAUUCCGCUUCUUGUUGAUGAGAGCUCGUUCUUGGCACAUUUUAUGUGCUUCGACGUUGCAUUGGAUGCUUCAGAUAGUGAGGAAAAUAGUACGUCUCCAAGAUCUUCAGAAGCCUCUGGGAGUAGUGUCAAACCAAGUAGCAGUGGAGAUGAUAUUGGAGUGCUGAACCAAUGCUUACAGGAGUUGCUCGAUGGUAUUCAGGAGGACUUCUAUGCUAUAGUUGACUGGGCAUUCAAGCUAGAUCCAUUGAGUUGUAUAGCAAUGCACGGCAUAACGGAUCGAUAUAUUUCUGCUCAGAAGGCAGAGGUUGCAGGAUAUGUGCCUGUGCUUCUUGAUGACUUGGAGACAAGAAUAACCAUUUUGUUUGGCAGGUUCGUCGAUGAUGCAUGUUACCAGAUCGAAAAGUAUGAGCGAAAUGUAAGACAAGUUGGAGUGGUGCCAUAUAUUCCCAGGUUUUCUCAACUUGCAGCGCGUAUGGAGCAGUAUAUCAAUGGAUCCAGGGAUCUUGUUGACCAGGCAUAUACGAAAAUUGUUACCAUUAUGUUUGUGACUCUGGAGAAAAUUGCUCAAGUUGAGCCCAAAUAUGUUGAUAUAGUACUCUUGGAGAAUUAUGCAGCUUUCCAGCACAGUCUAUAUGAUUUAGCGAAUGUUGUGCCAACACUUGCUAAAUAUUAUCAUCAAGCCAGUGAAGCUUAUGAACAAGCUUGCUCGCGCCAUAUUAAUCUUGUUAUAUAUAUUCACUUUGAAAAGUUAUUCCAAUAUGCUCGGAGAAUUGAGGAACUGAUGUACAACAUGAGUCCUGAGGAGAUACCGUUCCAAGUUGGAAUGUCGAAGGUAGAUUUCCGCAAGAUGCUGAAGUCGAGCCUAACUGGUCUUGACAAAACAAUCAACGCGAUGUAUAGAAAACUACAGAAGAACAUAACCGCAGAAGAAUUGCUACCUUCUCUAUGGGAAAAAUGCAAGAAGGAGUUUCUUGAUAAAUAUGCGACCUUCCUCAAACUGAUUGCCAAAAUAUAUCCCAAUGAAACCGUGACAUCCGUCAACGAUAUGAGAGAUACCCUAGCAGCUCUGUAGGAACUUUGCUGUUUGAUUAACAUUACAAGGUAAUAUCAUUGUAGAGAGGACUGAGCCGAUCCGGGUU